AUGAAGAAUAUCAACACCUUUGAGAACAGAAUGUUAAUGCUUGAUGGGAUGCCGUCAGUCAGAGUCAAAACAGAGCUUUUGGAAUCUGAACAAGGGUCUCCAAACGUCCACAACUACCCCGAUAUGGAAGCUGUUCCCCUGUUGCUAAAUAAUGUGAAAGGGGAGCCUCCGGAGGACUCGUUGUCUGUAGAUCACUUCCAAACACAAACUGAGCCAGUGGACUUGUCGAUCAACAAAGCCAGGACAUCCCCCACAGCUGUUUCAUCCUCCCCAGUUUCCAUGACAGCGUCUGCCUCCUCGCCUUCUUCAACUUCAACCUCUUCAUCGUCUUCUAGUCGUCCAGCCUCAUCCCCAACUGUUAUAACAUCCGUAUCUUCUGCAUCAUCUUCGUCAACAGUAUUAACUCCAGGGCCCCUUGUCGCCUCCGCGUCUGGUGUGGGAGGCCAGCAGUUUUUGCACAUUAUCCAUCCUGUACCGCCUUCAAGUCCCAUGAAUUUACAGUCUAACAAACUGAGUCACGUUCACCGCAUCCCUGUGGUGGUACAGUCGGUGCCUGUUGUCUACACAGCUGUGCGGUCACCUGGAAAUGUGAACAACACUAUCGUAGUGCCGCUUUUGGAGGAUGGGAGAAGCCAUGGCAAAGCACAAAUGGACCCCCGAGGCCUAUCUCCCAGACAAAGUAAAAGUGACAGUGACGAUGAUGACCUGCCAAAUGUGACCUUAGAUAGCGUUAAUGAGACUGGAUCUACGGCCCUUUCCAUAGCCAGAGCAGUACAAGAAGUACAUCCGUCCCCAGUAUCAAGGGUCCGGGGAAAUCGAAUGAAUAAUCAGAAGUUUGCUUGUUCAAUUUCACCAUUUAGUAUUGAGAGCACAAGACGCCAGAGACGGUCUGAGUCCCCCGACUCCAGGAAACGGCGUAUCCACAGAUGUGAUUUUGAGGGAUGCAACAAAGUAUACACAAAGAGUUCUCACCUGAAGGCUCAUCGAAGGACACAUACAGGAGAGAAACCGUACAAGUGCACCUGGGAAGGCUGCACCUGGAAGUUCGCGCGCUCGGACGAACUGACAAGGCAUUACCGCAAACACACGGGAGUGAAGCCAUUCAAGUGCGCGGACUGUGACCGCAGCUUUUCCCGGUCGGAUCACUUGGCACUGCACCGCCGGAGGCACAUGCUGGUGUGAGGAGUGCUACCUGUCCAGCUGGGCGUGAGAGCUGGGUCUCUUAGCGGCACCCAAUUCAGCAGGGCUGAAUCCCCGUCACAGUGUUCACACAAAAGGGCAUCACCAUCCCACGAUGUCUGAACCCAGAGCAGGAAAAGGAAGGAACUCUCCUCCUUGCGGUCUGAAGGUAACCCCCAUCACGACCACACGAGAAACGUCUUCACGCUGGCCUGGGAGACCCGUGACACAAAUGCCGAAGAGCCAGGCAUCGUUUCCCGUGCUGUGUACUCUGCCAUUUCAAGAUGUCUGUAGCGUGUACGUUUUCUGAGCUGUCAGACAUUUUGUUACCGAUACCAUAAAGGUCGUCUACCACAAAUUGCUGGCUAGAGCAAGACCUUUUAAAUUUGGAUUCUUCUCCCCAUCAUCCCACCCCUUACCCUCUUUUUACUGAAAUUUUAGUUACUGUCUCAGUAAGAUAGAACACACAUCCAAUCUGUUACCAGCAAGCAGCAUGAAAGUAGAGAAGAAGAAGCCUGUUGGAGAGGUUCCAUUACCUGAAAAUAAAGGGGCACUCAGGCAGCCCUUUGCAAUAGCGAUGACGGCAACUAGAUAUCACCCGCAACUUGUCAUUCUGCCAUGCCCUGAAGAAAACCAACAUUGAACCUUUCAUUUGUUUGUCGUUGAUUGUUUUCGUUUUGUUUUGAUUCUGUUUUGUUCAUCUGUUCGAGCAGAGGGGCAGCGACAUUUCAGUUGGAGCCCAGUCUCGGUGUCUGCCCUGGCAUGGACUGGCACAGAGGUGUUCUGUAGUUGAAUAGGAAGAGCCUGUCUAAAAAACUACUGCCCCACUUCAAAUUGCAGUGUUCUGUCACCUAGGCAUCAUCUCUUCCUGCCCCUAGUAUUUGAUUACAAGGAAUCAGGGGAAGAAAAAAAAAAAACUUUCUUAGACACACUGGCACCAAGGUAAGAGGUGGGGCUGCUCAGGCAAAGUCAGUGAACAUGAAAAAUCAGACAAAGCAGAGAUGGAAUAAUGCGCCUCUUGAGGAGAAAAGCAAUAAUGAAUAAAAGGACUUGCCUACAAUAACUUCACUGAGGACUCACGUUACCAAUUUUCAUACUUACUAAAGGGAUUGUAAAAAACACCCUAGCAUUUUAGAUGCUUUGGUUACAUUCACAGCCCUGAGGUAAUCUUUCUGCUGUUUGUUGUCCUGCUUGGUUGAGUCCCACAAUUAAAGAGUAUGCUCCCCUUUUCUUGUUUGAAAACAGUUAUUUGGUGACUAGAAAAGCCAAGGAGGCAUAGCAGGGAGUUAACCCGUGGGCUAAUGGGUCAGUUCUCCUUGGAACCGAGUCAGUGGAAAGGGAGCGCUCCCCGAGGAAAGCCUGACAUGGUGCUAGUAUCCUCACUCGGAGAGCCAAGGCUGAGUGACUCUCCAAUAGGUUCUUCUAUAUAGACUUCAUUUUCUAAACCGUAUCAGAACCCAGGGGUUCUACACUGGCAUCUACGGGGAUGUUGAACCCACUCAUCCUAUGCUGAGGGUGAGAGGAAGGAGAUGAUCAUCCCGUCAGCCCCCUAAAAUCAUGAGCCUUUCUUGCAACUAGCGAAGUAUACAGGAAACAAAGCAAUACAUCACCAACAAGCAUUCUUUUAGAAAAAUUAUCAUAUGUGUUUCCCCACUAAGAGCUGGGUUGUUGUGUUUUUUUUCUUCAGCUUUACGUGGCGAAGGGGCUUGGUGAGUUUUUUUGUUAUUGUUGUUGUCGUUGUUAAGAUUUUUUAUAGCUUAGAUAUAAAAAGUUGCCAGCAUAGGCCUUUGCAACAUAUUUUAAUCACAAACACUUGAUUUGGGGAAUUGCACAAAUUAACCUCACGAUAUUCCUAGCUCAUUUUUCAAUGUUUGAACAUUCUGAAAUAAUUUCCGGUUGUAGAACUAUCCUUUUCAGGAUCAUCUUCUUGUUCAGAGAAACUUUAAUGAUGAAGCAAGAACUAUAAACAUUGAAACAAGGACAAUUCAUGUCGGAUGGUAUUAAAAGGAAUUGUUUUUAAAUGUUCAAGCAACAGCAUCAUGAUUUUCAGGUCAAAUUCCGUCUUCAAAAAUACGUGCUCUGCAUUUUCUGCCAGGUCUGAAAAAUUCAUCAGGCAUCUUUCCUUCGAACAAGGGCUGCGAUUCUAUUGAUAAACAGCU
Messenger RNA from Hyaena hyaena (striped hyena), 3338 nucleotides. RefSeq names its product Kruppel like factor 12 (gene KLF12). The record is from RefSeq and is a predicted model, not a curated record. The transcript is spliced from 7 exons. Gene Ontology annotation, biological process: regulation of transcription by RNA polymerase II. Lineage: Eukaryota; Metazoa; Chordata; Mammalia; Carnivora; Hyaenidae. The coding region runs from base 1 to 1182 and encodes 393 amino acids. Gene Ontology annotation, molecular function: RNA polymerase II cis-regulatory region sequence-specific DNA binding; DNA-binding transcription factor activity, RNA polymerase II-specific.